AUGCAGGGCCAUGAAUCAGCCGUUGCAUCUGCAGAUGUGCGCCGCUUUGUCCACACUGCGGCAGAGCCAGGACUGCAGUGUAUGGCAUGGCUGCCUGCGCACGAAACGUUCGUGGAUGCACGGCUGCGAAUUGGCCAAGAUCAGCUUGAGCUGCAGACGCUGGGGACGGGAACACCGCCCGUAAAGAUUUGCCUGGGCUAUCUGAGGUCGGCCUGCGUGGCUUCAAAAGCCCAGAUUCCUUACCCUUCUGGGCUGAGUAUCAACUGGCUGGACUUUGCGGUCUUUCUGGAGUUUUUUGACCUCACAGAGGCCAUGGAAUUGCGUACGGAAUGCGUGCUGCUCAGUGGCGACGUUGAGGCUGCGCUACUGUGCCGCUCCUUGGGGCAGCUUCAGCGCUUCGGUGUCCCACCUCUGGAAAAAGAUCUGGAGCUCCCAACUUGGGUUGCCGCACGAGCGCGUGCUGCUGUUGCCACAUUGACCUCUCCGGACAUCUUGAUGGCGCUGAAGCGAUGGCGUGCUGGCUCUGCCCUCGUGGCGCCGUCGCCCCCGCUGCCUUCGCGUGUGCGCACCUCCUCCGAGGCGGGUGCAAGCUGCACAGGCCUAUCUCUUUCCGCAUUUUGGAAAGACGCAACAGCAGGGGUUUGGGAAGUUCUGAACUCGCCAGCUCUGCUCGGCAUCAAGCCAGAUCCGAGCCUUGCUGCAGGCUGGGAUGCGCCUUUGCCCCUGAAUGGCGGGGACCGCUUAGACGGCGAGGCAGAGCUCUCUGCCAGAUGGAAGAAAGUGCUGGGUGAUCGAUCUCUUGCAGAGCUAACACGGAGCGAACUGCGAGCUCUUUUCAUACUUGGGCACCGAAUACCCUGGCAGUACAGGCUAGCACUCUGGCCCACCUGGCUCCAUGUGGCGGACGAGGGCAAUGAGCCACUGGAUGACGGCAUGCUUUGCACUGACGAGACUUGCCAAAAGCAGAUCGAGAAGGACGUGCCGAGGACACGGCCCACCGAUCUGAACCAGAACCAGCGGGAGGCACUUGGUCGCGUAUUGCGCGCCUUUGCACUGCUCCGGCCACAGGUGGGAUACUGUCAAGGUCUGAACUUCGUGGCCGCGGUCGAACUGCUUGUGGGGUUCACGGAGAAGCAAGCGCUGGGUGGCCUUUGUGGGCUCACGGAUGCGUUCUGCAGCGGAUACUACGAGGAGUCGAUGAGUGGCCUUUUACGAGACAUAGCAGUUCUUGACGCACUAUUGCUUCACUUGCUGCCCAAAAUCCACGCGCGUUUUGCGGAGGUUGAUCUGCCUCUCAUUUGGAUCGCCACAGAGCCGCUGCUGACCUUGUUCUCGCGGGAGCUGAAGCCAAUCGAGAGCAUCUGCAGACUUUGGGAUUUCUUCCUUAUCGAAGGAGUCUGUGCUCCCUUUGCAGUUUUCCUCGCUUACGCAGAGCUGGCUUUUGAGCGCAACCUGCUCACCGGAGCAGCAGCAGAGGAUUCGCUGGGCGCUUUCAGGCUGCUUCUCGGCGACUCCAGUGCUAUCGCCGGGAACAUCCUGCAGCGUGCAGCUUUUUUCCUUGCGCCCAGGCCUUUUGGCAGUGGCCUCAACGAGACGCUGCUGCAAAGCCUCCGCAAGGAGGCUGCUGGCGCGAGCCAGCUGGCCGAUGCCGGAUAA
This is a messenger RNA of Symbiodinium necroappetens, 1656 nucleotides long. NCBI's taxonomy places the organism in Eukaryota, Dinophyceae, Suessiales, Symbiodiniaceae. The record is from the annotation of a GenBank genome assembly.